AAAAAAAUAGUUUUUCUCUUGCUCCAUGCAAAAAGACAAUAAUACUUGCAACAAAAAAAAAACAGAAAACAAUACUGAGAAAAGAAAUUCAUGCUUCUCUUGGCGGGAAAAUGAACUGAGAACAAGAAGGUCAACCUCCGCACAACGUCGCCCACAACCGCAGCAGAAACAUAUAGAGAUGAUGCACUGCCUCACACGGUUCAGCCGUGUCGGCCAUCCGGUUUUCACCAGCAGGUGUCGCUUACUUCAUGCUAUAACAAUUGACAAAUACCCUGAAUUGCUCGAACAUUGCAUUCAAACUAAAUCCCUUAAACAUGGCAAGAUGAUUCACCAGCAUCUGCUUAAGAAUGAUAGCAACUACUACAAUGGCAAUCGGAAUUAUUUCGUGCUCGAAAAGAUCACCCGGUUUUAUCUAAUUUGUGACCGUCUCGGUCUUGCACGCAAUGUGUUCGAUGAAAUUCCUGAACCAACUGUUAUUUUGUGGAACUUGAUGAUCCGAGCUUAUGCUUGGAAUGGACCCUUUGAAGCUUCCCUUGAUUUGUACUCCCAGAUGCUUGUUUCUGGAGUGAUCCCUAGCAAGUAUACCUUUCCUUUUGUUCUUAAGGCGUGUUCAGGUUUGAGUGCAAUAGAGCCAGGCAAAAUGAUUCAUAGUCAUGCCCUACGACUUGGGCUUGACUCAGAUGUCUAUGUUUCCACUGCUUUGCUCGAUUUGUAUGCCAAAUGUGGAGAUCUAGCUCGAGCGGAAAAUGUGUUUUAUGGUAUGCAGUGUAGGGAUAUUGUGGCUUGGAAUGCCAUGAUUGCUGGUUUUUCGGCUCAUGGGUUUUUUGAUGAUAUGAUGAGAUUGUUUGGUGACAUGCAGGAAGCAGGAAUAAGCCCCAACUCCUCUACCAUUGUGACUAUGUUACCAGCAGUUGCUCAAGCUAGUGGUUUGAGUCAUGGGAAGGAGAUCCAUGGGUAUUCUGUGAGGAGGGGUUUUAGCAAAGCAGUUAUGGUGGGCACAGGGCUAGUGGAUAUGUAUGGAAAAUGCGGAUGCAUUUCUUACGCUAGGACCAUCUUUGACUUGUUAGGUGUAAAGAAUGAAGUAACUUGGAGUGCAAUGAUUGGUGCAUAUGUUGCGUCUGAUCAAAUGAGAGAAGCUCUGAUAUUGUUUGACCAUAUGUUGCUCGAGGAGUCAAGUAGAAGUCCGCCACUGGUAGCUCUUUGUUGUGCUCUUCGUGCUUGCACAAAGCUAAUUGAUCUAACUAAUGGGAGAAGGAUCCAUGGUUGCAUUUUGAAAUCAGGGUUUCUUUCAGAUUUGAUGGUUAGCAAUACAUCCCUUUCUAUGUACGCAAAGUGUGGUAUAUUAGAUGAUGCUGCCAUGUUUUUUCAGGAAAUGAAUCCAGUAGAUAGGGUUUCUUAUGGUGCAAUGAUUUCUGGGUGCGUGCAAAACGGUAAUAGUCUGCAAGCCUUGGAUACCUUCCGGAAAAUGCAGUUAUCAGGAAUUGACCCAGAUGAGGCUACUAUGCUUGCCCUGCUACCAGCUUGUUCACAUUUGGCUUCUCUGAAAUACGGGGCAUGUACCCACGGAUAUUCUGUAAUCCGUGGUUUUGUGGCUGAUACUUCAAUCUGUAAUGCACUAAUUGAUAUGUAUGCAAAGUGUGGAAAGGUUAAAACUGCAAGGGAAGUAUUUAAUAGAAUGCAUAAGCGUGAUAUAAUCUCAUGGAAUUCUAUGAUUGCUGGUUAUGGUAUUCAUGGCCUUGGAUCAGAUGCACUUGCUUUGUUCGGUGAACUAAGAAAUACAGGUUUGAUGCCGGAUGGUAUAACAUUCAUCAGUCUUUUGAUUGCUUGUACUCACUCAGGUCUUGUUGCAGAAGGGAAAUACUGGUUUGAUUCCAUGGUUAGAGAAUUUCAGAUUAUCCCUAGGGUUGAUCAUUGUAUAUGUAUGGUUGAUCUCUUGGGACGAGCAGGACUUCUGAGAGAGGCCAGAAGUUUCAUUGACAAAAUGCCAUGCAUGCCUAAUGUUCAUGUCUGGAGUGCCUUGCUUGCUGCAUGUAAAAUCCACAAGGAUGUUGAGUUGGCUGAAGAAGCAGCAAAGAGGAUCCACAGUUUGGGUCCCGAAAGUUCUGGAAAUUUUGUGCUUUUGUCUAAUAUAUAUAGUUGUGCUGGGAGAUGGGAAGAUGCGGCUUCUAUUAGAAUCACGCAGAGCAAUCAGGGCUUCAAGAAAAGGCCAGGAUGUAGCUGGGUAGAGAUAAAUGGCGUUAUUCACGCAUUCACCGGUGGGGACAAUUCACACCCACAGUCAGAACAAAUAUACAAAAAAUUAAAGGAAUUGCUGACAGAGACAAAAAAGUUAGGAUAUGAGGCUGUCCCCGGUGUUGUAUUCCAGGAUGUUGAAGAGGAAGAAAAGGAGCAUAUCCUUGUUUAUCAUAGUGAAAAGUUAGCUAUUGCAUUUGCUACAAUAAGUCUGAGCCCAAGCCAACCCAUUUUUGUUACCAAGAAUUUGAGGGUUUGUGGUGAUUGUCAUGAUGUUAUCAAGUAUAUCACUCUUGUCACUAAGAGGGAGAUAACGGUUAGGGAUACCAGUCGUUUUCACCAUUUCAAAGAUGGCGUAUGCAGCUGUGGAGAUUUUUGGUAACCUCCUUGUGAAUAGACAUAUUUGUUCGAUCACACUGCUUCAGCCUUCAGGGGGUAUGUCCUUGCACAAGAGUUCAUACGUCAUCUUCACCCUAGUAUUGAAUCUGUCAAUACAUCAAAGUAAAACCAAAAUCUUCUAAAAGUCCCUUGGCCGUUUUAUUGUAGGAUGUUAUGUACUAGCAUGUCCCACAUGAUAACAAAAAUGUUCACUUGGCUAUGCUAAAUUGCUAAUGGAAAAACCUAAAGGCUUACGGCUUACCACAGAAAUGCUUUUCCCCUGUGGAGGUUGAUAAUUGUGCUUAUGGGGGAAUGAAGAAGGAAAAUUAAAAACUGUGUAUAGGAUGCAGAUGUCAAAUAAGGAACACCAGCAACCGUGGAGUUGUACUUGUGCUAAUUUGACAUGGUAAGAAUUGCAGUCUUUUAAGUUAGUGUGGUGAUUACCAUUUCGUGUCAUUCUGUAGCCAGUUUUGAGGAGUGAAGCUCAAGAACAUUAUGUGACAAUGCUUGAAUAAGGUGAAUGGAUGAAUUGUUUUAGAAAACAGGACGAAGGAGAUCGGACUGAUCUGCAGGCAGAAGAUAGGUGGUGAACUGAAAUGUAGUGUAGAUGCAUCGUGUACAGAUUACCCUAUUCUUUAUAUCAGCAGGCGAGUAAGUACUGAAUGAUAAUGGCAAUAGAGGUUUGAGAACUACAGUUAAAGAUUACGAAUUAUUAUUCUGUAAUGAAUUUUUGAAGUUAUAUUUCCAUUACCAUCUCAAGUAUACGAAAACAAUCUGAUA
Molecule: messenger RNA, 3390 nt
Organism: Spinacia oleracea (spinach)
Lineage: Eukaryota; Viridiplantae; Streptophyta; Magnoliopsida; Caryophyllales; Amaranthaceae
Product: pentatricopeptide repeat-containing protein At3g16610
Exons: 1
Coding region: 26-2614 (862 amino acids)
Biological process (GO): RNA modification
Cellular component (GO): intracellular membrane-bounded organelle
Molecular function (GO): zinc ion binding; protein binding; RNA binding
Source: RefSeq, a predicted model, not a curated record